CAUACUAUACUGGGUGUGUAUGUGUGGGAAGUGACUGGGCUCCGCCACAGCCCCGACACAGCUCCCGGGGGCCCCCCGCCGCCAGCGCCACCGAGCCGGGCGAUGAACAGAGCCGCCAUUCUCCCCGGCGGGCUGCGGUCCGCUGCGCAGCGGCUGGCGGGGGCCCAGGCGGUCCCGACGGCGGUGCCAGGUGGGCCGUGCACCGCGCCAGCACCGGCCCCGGCCACUAAAUAUAGCCACGGCAGCCGGCCACGGAGCAGCGGGCGCGGGAGGCACGCGGCAGGGAGCGGGCGGCCGCAUGCGCCCAGCCCCGCGUGUGCUCCCCUCACGGGGCCCGCGCACACGUGCAGGCACCAGAGCGCGGUCAAGGCCUGUAAACAGCGCCCGGCGCGCACGGAGCCGGCGGGCCCUUGUGUGCAGGGGGCUCUGGGUGUGCCAUUUCCUCGGCGGCUCACGGUUGUGGGGCCUGUAGCGAAGGACGGGCUCUUUGUGACCGACUACUUCACCCGCACACCACGCAAGCUCAGCCCCUUCCGCUCCUUUGCCAGCAUCGAGCUCUUCCACUUCCACAUUCCCGAGGACACAGUCAUCGCCGUCUGGAACCUCAUCACCUUCAAGGAGCAAGGUGGCACCUUUGGGGAUCAAUGCCCAGACCGCAGCAUCACCGUGUAUUUCCGCUCAGGGGCUCCCUCUGUCAUUAACCCGCUGCACACGCACUUCCCCAGGGACACGGCCGUCCCUGGCUCCUUCGCACUGACCCUCACCUGGACCCUGCCCAACCGCACCACAGGCGUGUUCAAUGUCACCAGCCCGCUGCCCGGGGACUGGUUCCUGGCUGCCCACCUGCCCAAAGAUGAGGGCAAGAUCUCCGUUAAGGGGCUCUACGAGGAGUGCCAGUAUCUCUUCCAGCCACAGCUCAUCGUGCAGCGCCUGGUGAACAUCGCUGUGCUGUACCCCGGUCAUGUCACCGAGCAGAGCAUGGCCCCCCACAACCGUUCCUGCCUCUACAAGGUCUUUGUGCCCAGCUACACAUCGCGAGUGCUUGUGGAGGUGCUGCGGUGCCGUGGGGCCGAGGGCUGCCCACUCUGGCUGCGUGUGCGGGCCAAGGCUCCCCCCCUGCACAACUCCACAACCCUGGACUGCCGGGAACACACUCCCUGCCAGCUGGCACAGGACCUGCCCUUCUGGCAGCACUGGUACUACGUGCUGGUGGAGAAACACCCUGGGGUGCCGGGCACCGUCUCCUUCCAGGUCACCGUGCAGCUCACAGACUGUUCCCGACCCAGCCUGGCCCGGCCACCCUUCCUGCCCUCCAGCGCCUCCAUGAACAUGCCCCACUCCUUCGGCUCCGCGGGUGGGCUGGCGCUGGGGGACAGCCCUCCACCCACCAGCCCCAACGACACGAAGCACCCGGUCCCCAUCCCUGUCACCUUACACACCGAAGAGCGGUGCUGGCCUGUCCGGCCCACGCUGCGCAACGAGCUGGACACCUUCUCUGUCCACUUCUACAUCUUCUUCGGGCCCAACGUGUCAGUGCCGCCUGACCGCCCCGCUGUCUUCGUCAUCAACCUCCUGCCAGUGCUGGACAGUGGUGGGGUACUCAACCUGGAGCUGCGGCUCAACGUGAGCUCCCUGUGUGGUGAGAAUGUGACAGUGUUUGGGUGUCUAAACCAUGGAGUCCCACUGACAUCUGGUGACAACACCACGGUCACCUGUGAGACAGAGUCUCUGGCAGGCUUCCUGCUCUCCGUUAAUGCCACAGCCAGCCUCAGCCGCCUGCGGAUCCCCUACCCACAGACAGGCAGCUGGUACCUGAGCCUGCGCUCGCUCUGUGCCACGGAGCACGGGUUUGAGCCCUGCACCAACGUGACAGCUGAGGUGUACUUGCGUGCCUACCUCUCCCCCUGCAUCAACGACUGCGGCAUCUACGGCCAGUGCAAGCUGCUGCGCACCAACAACUACCUGUACGCUGCCUGCGAGUGCAAAGCUGGCUGGAACGGCUGGGGCUGCACGGACAACGCUGAGGCUUUCUCCUAUGGCUUCCAGCUCCUCUCCACACUGCUGCUGUGCCUCAGCAAUGUCAUGUUUGUGCCUCCCGUGGCCAUUGCUGUCCGCAGCCACUACCUCCUAGAAGCUGCUGUCUACAUCUUCACCAUGUUCUUCUCCACUUUUUACCAUGCCUGCGACCAGCCAGGCAUUGUGGUGUUCUGCAUCAUGGAGUAUGAUGUGCUGCAGUUUUGUGACUUCUUGGGCUCUCUCAUGUCUGUCUGGGUCACUGUCAUCGCCAUGGCCCGGCUCCAGCCCAUAGUCAAGCAGGUGCUGUACCUGCUGGGGGCCAUGCUACUCUCCAUGGCUCUGCAGAUGGACCGUCACGGGCUCUGGAACCUUCUGGGGCCCAGCCUUUUCGCUUUGGGGAUAAUGGCCGUCGCCUGGACGGCUCGCACCAUCCGUCGCCGCCACUGCUACCCUCCGACCUGGAAGCGCUGGGCUUUCUACUUGUGCCCGGGAGCGCUGAUCGCAGCAGCGGCCGUGCUGCUCUACGCCUUCGUGGAGACAGAGGAGAACUACUUCUACAUCCACAGCAUCUGGCACCUGCUCAUCGCCGGCAGCGUCGGCUUCCUGCUGCCGCCCCGUGCCAAGCCCAGCCGGCGCCUGGGGCCCCUGCCCCGGCGCAAGGGAUGCGGGUACCAGCUCUGCGUCAAUGAGCAGGAGGAGCUGGGCCUCGUCGACCCCGCUGUGGCCUCCAUCAACAGUAUUUGUACCAGCUGAUGCUGACGCCAGCUCAGACUCCUCUGUCUCUGUCAUGGACAGCAGCCCUGUGGGGCUUGGCACCCACUCUCUUUGCUGGCCACCCUUCUCUGGGAGUGCCAGGACUCCUCUGGACAGGCACACAGCCACCUGUGCCAACCUGUUCUUCCAAUUACAGCCUGAUUGAACUUGU
Molecule: messenger RNA, 2941 nt
Organism: Pyrgilauda ruficollis (rufous-necked snowfinch)
Lineage: Eukaryota; Metazoa; Chordata; Aves; Passeriformes; Passeridae
Gene: TMEM8B
Product: transmembrane protein 8B
Exons: 13
Coding region: 103-2769 (888 amino acids)
Cellular component (GO): plasma membrane
Source: RefSeq, a predicted model, not a curated record